This is a messenger RNA of Penicillium alfredii, 861 nucleotides long. Its product is annotated as putative short chain dehydrogenase. The record is from RefSeq and is a predicted model, not a curated record. Bases 1 to 861 code for a protein of 286 amino acids. The transcript is spliced from 3 exons. Lineage: Eukaryota; Fungi; Ascomycota; Eurotiomycetes; Eurotiales; Aspergillaceae. Gene Ontology annotation, molecular function: oxidoreductase activity, acting on NAD(P)H, oxygen as acceptor. Gene Ontology annotation, cellular component: intracellular anatomical structure.
AUGUCCGUCUCCAUUGAAACUAGCACCGUCCCCACCGCCCCAGUCUCCUCCCAGCCCAUCCUGCUGGGUCAACAGACCCGCAUGCCCGAGUUCAGUCUCGCCGGCAAGGUGGUCUGCGUCUCUGGCGCAGGCCGAGGACUGGGUCUGACCCAGGCAGAGGCUCUCCUGGAAGCGGGUGCGAAGGUGUAUGCACUGGAUCGGUUGGAGGAGCCGGCCCCAGAAUUUCAGCACAUCCAGCAGCGCGCAAAGACCCUGGGCUCGGAACUGCAUUACCGCCGCAUUGAUGUGCGUGACACAGAGCUGCUCAACAGUGUCAUCGAGGGCAUUGCCAACACCGAGGGCCGCUUGGACGGCCUGGUGGCUGCCGCGGGUAUUCAGCAGGAGACUCCAGCACUCGAAUACUCGGCCAAGGACAGCAACACUAUGUUCGAGGUCAAUGUCACGGGCGUGUUUAUGACCGCACAGGCCGUGGCCAAGCAAAUGAUUCGAUUUGGGAAUGGGGGCAGCAUUGCCAUGAUCGCCAGUAUGAGUGGCACUAUUGUCAAUCGGGGUCUCAUCUGCCCCGCGUACAACGCCAGCAAGGCAGCCGUCCUCCAGUUGGCCCGUAACCUCGCCGCCGAGUGGGGUCCGUACAACAUCCGCGUCAACACCAUCUCGCCCGGUUACAUUAUCACCGCCAUGGUUGAGAAUCUGUUUGUGGAAUUCCCCGAGCGCCGUGACCAGUGGCCCAAGGAGAACAUGCUGGGCCGGCUGUCGCGCCCCGAGGAAUACCGCGGCGCCGCGGUGUUCUUGUUGAGCGACGCCAGCAGCUUUAUGACUGGCAGUGACCUGCGCAUGGAUGGAGGGCAUGCGGCGUGGUAA